Selaginella moellendorffii is the source of this 2661-nucleotide messenger RNA. Its product is annotated as VIN3-like protein 2. Bases 1 to 2640 code for a protein of 879 amino acids. The transcript has 3 exons. Gene Ontology annotation, molecular function: protein binding. Lineage: Eukaryota; Viridiplantae; Streptophyta; Lycopodiopsida; Selaginellales; Selaginellaceae. The record is from RefSeq and is a predicted model, not a curated record. Gene Ontology annotation, biological process: vernalization response; epigenetic regulation of gene expression.
AUGGCCCUCGAGGGUCUCACGCGCGCUCAGCUCAUCAAUCGCAUCAACAGCGAGACUGGCGACAACAGGCGAUUCAUUGGCUACACCAACGAAAUGCUCAUCGAUUGCGUUCGUGGAUUCAAUGCUCCUCCUCCUUCCGCUUCUCCCCAUCCUCCCCCUCCUCCUCCUCCUCCUCCUCCUCUAGCUCCUUGCAUUUCUCCCUCUCUCCCUCUCCCGGCCAGGCGCAGGAAGAAGCUCGAAGCGGCAGGCGCGCAAUCUACUGGCUGCAGCAGCCCUAAUCCCGCCCGCAGUGCGAGCGCGGCGCCGACGAUGCGCUGUGCGAAUCCUUCGUGCCGCGCGGUCCUCCACCAAGCCGGCGGCUUCUGCAAGAGGUGCUCGUGCUGGAUUUGCAGGAAAUACGACGACAACAAAGAUCCCAGCUUGUGGUUCGUGUGUGGCGACGGCGAUGGCGUUGUCGUCGCGUCCUGCGCCUUGAGCUGCCACAUUCAGUGCGUCCUCAAAUCCAGCAGCGAUGCCGUCGUCGACGCGAGCUACCGGUGCUUGAGUUGUGGAGCAAUCACUGGCCUGCUCGGGACCUUGCAGAAGCAGUUCUUACGGGCAAAGGAAGCUCGUCGCGUGGAUGUUCUCUACGAGCGUCUGACGAUCGCUACCAAGCUUGUGAGUGGAAGUGAGAAGUAUAGACAAUGUGGUGAGAAUGCCCAGAGUGCUCUCGACAAACUCUUGCUAGAUAUCGGCCCUUUCUCGGCUAGAGGACUUGUGAGCCGCCUCUCGUCAGCUACUGUGAUUUUGGAUUCCAUAAGGCAAGCUCUUGAGUCCUUGGACGUUUUCGACGUGAAGCCUCGGCUUCCAGAGCCUCCGGUGUUUCAGUUCGAAUUUAUGGAGGUCUCUAUGAAUUCUGUGCUGCUCGCGGUGAUCCAGAAAACGCCUGGAAGUUCCGGGGAGAGUAUACUGGGCUUCAAGCUCUGGCAUAGAAAGAAUCGGGGUACAUACCGCUCUGUGCCAACGACAACCAUUUCGGUCUUGCAGAAGGCCCUGGUAACCGACUUAAAGCCGGGUACAGGCUACAUGUUCAAGGCCGUAGCUUUUUCGGCCAAGGGUGACGAAGGGUUUUGCGAGUCCAGGUGCUACACGAAACAAAAGGAGGAAGCUUGUGCCGAUCCUUUAAUAAACUGUGGCAUGAGCUCGGGCCAGAUAGCUAAAGAGGGAGCAGUGCUGCUCAACCCGAAGGCUGAAGUGGUGGACGACCAAGCCCAUGUCCAAGAAAUUUGUUCGAUCAAGUGCAUGGAAAGCUGCAAGCCUGAGACUCUUCUUCCAGAAACGCAGACGGCAUUGGAAACUGGGAUCAGUGCCUGCUCCGAGGAGAAGGCUAGUGCUACAUCAUCAGCUUCAGGUGUGGUGGACGCCAAUUGUCCUUCGACAGCUGCAGAACCAGCGAGCUUGCCAUCGAUGAAUGUCAAGCAUACUGCACAGCAGGAGAACUUAAUAGAUUGUGCGCAACGGAAGGAUGAUGUGCCUUUUCAAACAGUGACUACGACGGCGCCGGAAGAUAGUGUAUCUCGAGAAGUUCCUUCAACUACAGGCUUGGAAGCUGCGCCAGGGGUUCAACCAGUCAGGUUGCAAUUUCACAACUUGAUGAAGAUUUCCGAAGCAGUAAGGAUGGCAACUCCAAAGAAUCCAACAACAGCGAGGAACUCAAGCGCCAUUUCUGAUGUACCGAACACAACAGCGAAGAACUUAAGUACUAACUUGGCGACACCAUCAUCAGAUUCAGGUGUGGUGGACGCCGAGCUGAAUUGUCCAUCGACGGUUGCAGAACCUGCGAGUUUGCCAUCGAUGGAUGUCAAGCAUACUGCACAGCAUGAGAACUUAAUAGAUAGUGUGCAACGGAAGGAUGACGUGCCUCUUCAAACCGUGACGACGGCGCUGCAAGAUAGUGUAGUUCCUUCAACUACAGGCUUGGAAGCUGCUUCAGGGGUUCAACCAGUCAGCUUGCAAUUUAACAACUUGAUGAGGAUUUCCGAAGCAGUAAGGAUGGGAACUCCGAAGAAUUCAAGCCUGGCCUCGGAGACAACGGCGAAGAACUCAAGCGCCAUUACAAACUCCACAGCGAAGAACUUAAGUACUGACUUGGACUUGGAGACAAGGGGGAGAGACUCAGAGACAGAGACGACGAAUUUGACAGGCUUGACUACAGCUGCAAAGAACUCGAGCGCUAGUUCGCAGACGUGCAAGUCAAAGUCGGCUGUUGAGCAUCCUUUCGUAACUGGACCAAGGAAUGCGGACGACGAUUCAGCGUCCAAGAAACGAAAAGCUGACGAGCCUGCGGCGACGAAAAUAGUUCACGCCGGGGACAGGGACAACACGAGCUAUAAGAGUGCGUGGAGGUGGACGGACAAGAUAUUCGAGCACUGUGUGAAGAUGGUGCGGUGGCUCGAGUGCCAGGGCCACAUAAAACCCGAGUUCCGGAUGCGUUUCUUCACUUGGCUGGGGCUGAAGGCCAGUGAUCAGCAAAGGCGUGUCGUGAGCAUCUACAUUCAGUCCAUGAUUGACGAUCCGGUUGGUCUUGCCGCACAGCUUAUGGAUGCUUUCGAGGAGGCGAUUGCUAUUUCCAGGCACAGCUCUAACCACGAUCGGCAAUGAAAGUUCUAAACGAAGUCUCUU